AAAGAUUGCAGCAGAAACUAUGAAAAAGAAUUACUAAAAGCCCCUCUGCGCGCACCCACACGCACCAAGAUGAGUCAAUGUCCAUGUUCAUGCCGGUGUCACCUGAGAUAAAGAUUCUUUGCUAAUUUUGUUCUCCUUUAACCCUUUCGUUUUCAAUUUCUUUUCACAAAUAAGAAAAAAGGAAAGUGCAUAUAACAAGAUCAGCUGCACAACCAGUCAUUCAUAUAUAUAAUAAUGGAAUCUGCAAAUUUUCAUCUCCAUCAACAAGAAGAUCAUCAUCAACUUCAUGUGGAUUCUUCUUCUUUUUCUUGGUCCCAAAAUCCCAUCUUGAACGGACCGAAUAACAACAUAAGUUCCAUCAUUCAAGACUUCAAAUUUCCUUUCAACGGUAUGGGGUAUCCGAUAGAGAACUUCAUGACUCAAGAUUUGCAAAGUCUUGCAAGAAUUAAAGAUGAAUUUUCUGUUGUGGAAUCAUACCCAAAGUUCCUAGAGCUUUUAAACUGCAACCCAACAUCUUGCAUCCAAGAUUUACACUUGAACCCUUACUCUACUACCUACUUGAAGAAUGAAGAUGAUCAUCAACAAAUUAGCUACUCAAAUAAUAAUCAGGAUCUCUUGCUUACAAAUUAUUCUAAUGGAUGUCAAAUCAAAGGUGGCCAGCUUAUAAAUGAUCAAAACUGUUCUAGUGGAACUUUUAGCCAAAUUUUCCCAUCUAUAAGUGUUUCUAGUUUGAAUCAAUCCACCACCACCUCAUCAUCCUCAUCUUCAACAUCAUCUUCAGCAAUAUCUCCAAGCUCUUUUGAUAUGAACUGCUUACCAGCUUUGGACCCCUUUGGCUCUCCAAGAUUUGAUGGGAAAUUUAGUCAUCAUUCGUCGCUCAGCACGCAAAAUCUUCGUGGCGUAUCUUAUGGUUUUGAUCGUAUGCCGAAUCACAGGCCAACAGUUUACCCUAGUAAGAUAUCAUCAGUCUCCACCACUAGAAGCACAAAGCGGCCAGCUAGCAAAUAUGUCGAUGCAAAGGAGACUAAAUCUGUUGCACCAAAGAAAUCGAAAUCGGAACCACGCUCUUCUUCUACACCCUUUCAGGUCCGCAAGGAGAAACUAGGGGACAGAAUUGCAGCUAUUCAGCAGCUGGUGGCACCUUUUGGCAAGACUGAUACAGCUUCGGUACUACUGGAGGCUAUUGGAUAUAUCAAAUUUCUACAAACCCAAGUCGAGACGUUAAGUGUGCCAUACCUGAAGUCAACUAACGAGAUUGGCGGAAUAUCACAAGGGGGGCAAGUGGAUGAUGGACAUACAGGGGUUAAGAGAGAUCUUCGAAGUCGAGGAUUGUGUUUGGUGCCAGUGUCGUGCUUGUCGUACGUUACAGACGGGUGUGAAGGCAUUUGGCCAGCACCUUGAUCAACUUAACGUGCAUGAUGGCUCUAAAGAAAUGAUGAGUGGUUUGAUGUAAAUUUCACUGAAAUGAAGCUAGGUUACAGUCAUGUCUUGAAGGCCAAGGCUACAAACAAGUAACUUCAGGAGGCUUCCUUAUUAAAGUCUAUUUAGUCUCUUGAACAAUUACUUAGCUUGAUGGUAUUUGAUCUUAAGAUACUAGGAUUAUAUCUCCUUUUAAUUUCCUUCCCAUCUUCCCAACAGUUUAAUUAGUCUUACUUUUUUUACAAUGUAAAAGAGUGGAGCAAAUUUGGUCAUCUUGUAGAAAAUGUUGUCAAGUAUGGACCAUAUUUGAUCCAUUAGUGAGUUGAUGUUAUAUUAUUGUAAUGAUGGCUAUACUUGAACUAGCCAAUUAAGUAGAGUUGAUGAUCUUGGUUGAUUUGGCUUCA
Messenger RNA from Helianthus annuus (common sunflower), 1823 nucleotides. Its product is annotated as transcription factor bHLH110-like. Lineage: Eukaryota; Viridiplantae; Streptophyta; Magnoliopsida; Asterales; Asteraceae. Gene Ontology annotation, biological process: regulation of transcription by RNA polymerase II. The record is from RefSeq and is a predicted model, not a curated record. Gene Ontology annotation, cellular component: nucleus. Bases 235 to 1401 code for a protein of 388 amino acids. The transcript has 7 exons. Gene Ontology annotation, molecular function: DNA-binding transcription factor activity, RNA polymerase II-specific; protein dimerization activity; RNA polymerase II cis-regulatory region sequence-specific DNA binding.